AUGGAAGAAGAGCUUUUUUUCUACUGGUUAAAGCCAUGUGUAUUCUCCAUAAUAACAUUUCUGUUUGUUCUAAAGGUUUUCGUGUUGAUUUGGUGGAGACCCAGAAAAAUUGAAGAGCAUUUCUCUUUACAAGGGAUUAGAGGUCCCCCUUAUCGCCUUUUUGUUGGAAAUGCUAAAGAACUUGUUAGUUUAAUGUUGAAAGCUUCUUCUCAACCCAUGGAUUUUUCUCAUAAUAUACUUCCUAGAGUUCUUUCCUUCUAUCACCACUGGAAGAAAAUCUAUGGGGCGACGUUUCUCGUAUGGUUCGGGCCAACCGUUCGACUCACCGUGGCUGAUCCCGACUUGAUUCGAGAAAUUUUCACUUAUAAGUCGGAAUUCUACGAGAAGAACGAGGCUAGUGCAUUGACUAAACAGCUCGAAGGCGAUGGACUCCUCAGCCUCAAAGGAGAGAAAUGGGCUCACCAUAGGAAAAUCAUCACCCCUACCUUCCACAUGGAAAAUCUUAAAUUGUUAAUACCAAUGGCAUCAAGGAGUGUGACUGAAAUGUUAGACAAAUGGCUCAAUAUGUCGAAAAAUUCCGGUGAAGUUGAAAUUGAAGUAUCGGAGUGGUUUCAGAUAUUAACCGAAGAUAUCGUCGCUCGAACUGCGUUUGGAAGUAGCUACGAAGAAGGAAAAGCCAUUUUCAGAUUACAAGCCCAACAAAUGGCCCUUGCAUCUGAUGCAUUUCAGAAAGUUUUCAUCCCGGGUUAUAGGUUCUUACCCUCGAGACGGAAUAUAAAGUCUUGGAAAUUGGAAAAGGAAGUUAAUAAAUCCCUAAUGAGAGUGAUUGGUCAAAGGACAAAGAAUUGGGGGCAUGAAAUUGUAGAAAGUGGGCCCAAAGAUUUGUUGGGAGUUAUGAUUCAAGCAAGUUUGAAGAGUGAAGAGUUGAAUUUGAAUUCAAGAAUUACUGUCAACGACAUUGCUGAAGAAUGCAAGACCUUUUUCUUUGCUGGUGAACAGACAACAUCAAAUUUGCUGACGUGGACGACUGUUUUGCUAGCUAUGCACCCGGAAUGGCAGGCCCUAGCACGUGACGAGGUUCUCAAGGUGUGCGGAUCACGUGACUUACCCACUAAAGAUGAUGUUGUCAAGCUCAAAACGUUGGGGAUGAUCUUGAACGAGUCGCUUAGACUCUAUCCACCGAUUGUGGCAACGAUCAGACGAGCAACGACGGACGUGGAGCUUGGAGAUUUUGGCUCUACAUGGGCUAGUCUCAGGGGAUUUGCUAGUAGCUAG
This is a messenger RNA of Fraxinus pennsylvanica, 1275 nucleotides long. The record is from the annotation of a GenBank genome assembly. Lineage: Eukaryota; Viridiplantae; Streptophyta; Magnoliopsida; Lamiales; Oleaceae.